Rotaria sp. Silwood2 is the source of this 997-nucleotide messenger RNA. The record is from the annotation of a GenBank genome assembly. NCBI's taxonomy places the organism in Eukaryota, Metazoa, Rotifera, Eurotatoria, Philodinida, Philodinidae.
CGUACUUGAAGAAGAUUAAAUAGUUUAUUUAAGAAAGACUACCAAUGGUUAUUCAUCUUUGAAUAAAACUACUGGUCAAUUUGAAGAAUUGCGCAAUGUAUCAGCAUAUAAAACAGGUCUAGCAUCACGUUGGAUAACAUUCGUUUAUGAAACUGAUGAAAAUGUCUUCUAUCCACCAUUGAUCGAUAAAAUAACUUUUGAUCAAAGUACUUUAGCAGAAAGUGUGAAACCAGAUAUAUGGACAAUCGAUACUGUGCAAGAUCUUUUACCAACAUUUACUGACAUUUUAAGAGUCGGUCCUAUAAAAAUAAAAAAAGAUGAUAUCAAACUAUUGCUGGAUAAUGACGGUGAUAUUAAUGAUUUGAUUAUAGAUGCUCAUUUAUUUAUUACUGCAACUACAGCAACAUUUCACAAAAGAGCUUUAGCGAUGGAAACCCAUACAGUAUCUGAAAUAAUUCAGAAGAAAAUAAAACACAUUAAAAAAUCAUGGUUUGAUUACGAUAUUAUUCUCUGUCCGAUCAAUCAAAAACAUCAUUGGUAUUUAGUAAUAAUUGAUCUGGAACGAAAUUUAAUAAUUCAAUAUGACUCAUCACCUACACAUGAUCUUCCACGUCGACAAAACCUACAACGUCUCAUACAUAUGAUAAACAUUCAUAAUUUUUUAAAAAAUCGUACUGAUAUAGAUUUUCAAAGUGCUUGGAAACUAUCCGAACCAAGUGAAGAUUUCCACUUACAUCAAAACGAUCAACAUUCAUGUGGCGUCUAUCUUUUAACACAAGCUAAAGCUUACAUUAAUCGUGAACAACAUCAACCUAUUCCACAAGAUGAGAUCAAUUUAUAUAGACAUCAAAUAGCUGAAGAAAUACUUCGAAAAGCAGAACCAAUAUCCGAUGACAGUAUAUCAGACAUAUCCGACAUCUACGUCCCAAACACAAAUCAACGCAUCAAAAGAACAAAGAAAACAAGAGCAACGAAAGCGAAACAUCAACCAAAAUGA